This is a messenger RNA of Dinoponera quadriceps, 1624 nucleotides long. It is a transcript of the gene Fer3, whose product is annotated as protein Fer3. The record is from RefSeq and is a predicted model, not a curated record. NCBI's taxonomy places the organism in Eukaryota, Metazoa, Arthropoda, Insecta, Hymenoptera, Formicidae. Bases 127 to 642 code for a protein of 171 amino acids. Gene Ontology annotation, biological process: developmental process; regulation of transcription by RNA polymerase II. The transcript has 4 exons. Gene Ontology annotation, molecular function: protein dimerization activity; DNA-binding transcription factor activity, RNA polymerase II-specific; RNA polymerase II transcription regulatory region sequence-specific DNA binding.
CCGACGGGAACGUCGCAGGACGUCGUCCAAGUGCGCGCGCGGACAGCCACUUUUUUUUAAUUUUUUUCCACCCUCUCGAGUGAAGCUUGCUGGUGCACCUGCUGGAUAGGACAGCGAGCGCGGGAUAUGAGCUACACCGAACCGCUGUGGGAGAUCAAUGGGAAUCAAGCACCAGUAAUCACUGCGGAGAUGUCGCAAUACGUCGGCGGUGAGAUCGGCAGCUACCCGAUGUGGGACGGUUCGGUUUUGUACCAGGCGCAGCCGCCUACUCAUCCGCACGUGAACGAGCACGGACUGUACAGGCAACCCUGCGCGUUGUUGCACCAAAGUCGUUACACACCGAACGGCCGUUCGCCGAACCUGCCGUCGUCGACGACGAAGAAGCCGAGGCGUCGAGUGGCGACGGUGUCGCAGAGGAGAGCCGCGAAUAUCCGGGAGAGGCGUAGGAUGUUCAACCUGAACGAAGCCUUCGAUAAACUUCGCAGAAAAGUGCCCACGUUCGCUUACGAGAAACGGCUGUCGAGGAUCGAGACGCUGCGUUUGGCGAUCACGUACAUCGCUUUCAUGGGCGAGCUGCUCGGUAUCGAGCCGAGUAGCCCGAAGCAGGAGUACAUACCGCGAGAAUAUUACCUGCCGAACUGAAUCUCACGUCUACUUCGGCUACUUUGACGAACCGGGGCUCGACGUGAUCACAACACGAGGUCGCGUCUCCUUCAACAGCAUGGCGCGCCUCAUCAACGCUCGCUUCCGACCGACGAAACUGACGAUUAAUAAACGAGUCUUCCAUUAUUGAUUAGUGUCAUAAGGGUUAAGUGACGAGACGCGAAUGUCACGUACGUGAUACUCGUUCUCCCAUGCCGGAACUCCUCCGGUUCGAGCGUUGUCCCCGAUCCUUUCGAUACUCUCGCGAUCUCCUCGCGUUUCCUCCGAGAAUUGACGGGAAAAUAUAAAAAAAACGAUUCUCCUCGUUCCCGGCGAUAAAAUAUUUCCGAGUUUCCCCGCGGGAUGUAUCGAAGGGAUUAAAAUCUGUCGAUCUGACCUUCUUCUAUUCCUGUAUUAUGUGGCCAACGGUCUCGUAACGCUUCAUCGUCGCGAUUAUCGCGAACCUUUAUGCGAUUAGAGGAGUUGACUACCGAUAUUAAGCGACAAUAUCAGAUUAAACUUCUCUGUCUUCCAUUAUUCGUAAGAUAUUAUAUACCAUAAAAUGACGUUGGAACUGUAUUUGCAGCGGAGUUGGAAAAUUGUCAUAUUGGUGUCUUCGAUGUGGAGCAAAUUAAUCCGAAGACUUGUAAUAUUAGAAUUAACGGUAAUGUGAAAAUUAACAAAUUGACUUUCUCCGAUAUUGGGGAAAACGUUUUUUUUAUUCGUCUGUUCGCGCGAAAUUACCCUUGCAAUAACACAGUGAAGCUACGUUUCACACUGCUGCAAAUACUCAACGAUUUUAACAAGAAUGAUGACCGGACGAUUACUGCGUGAAAAUAAAUGGGUGUAGUGUAAAAAUAAGUUAAAAUAAAGUUGAAUAAUAAUACCAUCCGACAACUAUCUUGCAGCGGUUGCAACAACAAAUUGAAGAAGACGACGAAAUAGGUUUCAAGUAAUGAUCGUAGAACCCUCUUCUCCUUAC